This is a messenger RNA of Pantherophis guttatus, 1138 nucleotides long. RefSeq names its product Josephin domain containing 2 (gene JOSD2). Lineage: Eukaryota; Metazoa; Chordata; Lepidosauria; Squamata; Colubridae. The record is from RefSeq and is a predicted model, not a curated record. Gene Ontology annotation, biological process: protein deubiquitination. Gene Ontology annotation, molecular function: cysteine-type deubiquitinase activity.
GAGCUUCCCUAGCAUCUGACAAGGGUGGGGCAGCCAGGAGAAUCUGUUGGAUGAGCUGUGAUCUUAGAGAAAGCUUAGCAGCAUAAGAGCUAGAGAAAGAAGGGACAGAGAAAACAAACAAAGCAGGGAGGUUGAGAAGACAUUAAGUCUAACGAAAGUGGAUGUGAGAACCAAGGAUGUCUAAAAGAAAGAGGCUUUGAGGACAAGAAUUGCUGUGAGAUAAACUACACAAAGGGAGGACCUACGGGUGCCUGGAAGGGCCAGAGGUGAAGAGUUGAUCUCCUGGGAGCAGCCUUUCAGGCCAGUUUGGAUGUGAUGUCUGAGAAUCUGGGUCAAACUGAGACAUCUGCGGUUUAUCAUGAGAGACAGCGCCUGGAACUGUGUGCCGUCCACGCCCUCAACAAUGUCCUGCAGGAACGACUCUUUACCCAAGAGAUAGCUGAUGAAAUCUGUAAAAGGCUGGCUCCUGAUGCUAGGUGGAAUCCACACCGUAGUUUUCUGGGGACAGGGAACUAUGAUGUCAAUGUCAUCAUGGCAGCUCUUCAGAGUGUGGGAUUUGAAGCCAUUUGGUGGGAUAAACGAAGACCUCUCGAGCAGUUGUCCCUGGCAGGGCUGGUUGGAUUCAUCGUGAACGUCCCUUCCAAUGUAUGCCUGGGUUUCCUGUCUCUUCCUGUAAGGCGUCGCCACUGGAUUGCUGUGCGUCAGCUUGAUGGCAUCUAUUAUAAUCUUGACUCCAAACUGAAGGCACCAGCACCAAUUGGUGGUGAAGCUGACCUCAGGGUAUUUCUCCAGGAGGUGCUUUCCCAGGGCCCUUGUGAGUUGCUGUUGGUUGUGCCCCAAGAGGCAGGCGAAGCCAGGCCUUGGCUGAACACUGUGAGGUGAUGCCAGGCCUCCCAUAAGAAAUUGCCUGGUCUAAAGAUCUUUUUUCUCCCUGCUGCACUCCCUUGCACCACCUGCUGCAUGUGAUGGGGGGAAGAAGGGAGCACUCCAUUCCUGUUUAUACUGCCACUCUGGGUGCCGAUGUUAGAAUCCAUCUUACCUUCUCUAAGAAAUGAUCCUGACUUCCUUCUAUUUCUGCUUGCUUUUUAAAGGCUUGGCUUCUUCUGGGAUAAUAUGGAAUAAAGGAUAUGGCAUCUAA